Messenger RNA from Manis javanica (Malayan pangolin), 6353 nucleotides. It is a transcript of the gene GPAM, whose product is annotated as glycerol-3-phosphate acyltransferase, mitochondrial. Gene Ontology annotation, molecular function: glycerol-3-phosphate O-acyltransferase activity. Gene Ontology annotation, biological process: glycerol-3-phosphate metabolic process; phospholipid biosynthetic process; fatty acid metabolic process. The record is from RefSeq and is a predicted model, not a curated record. Gene Ontology annotation, cellular component: mitochondrial membrane; plasma membrane. NCBI's taxonomy places the organism in Eukaryota, Metazoa, Chordata, Mammalia, Pholidota, Manidae.
CCGCGCCGGUUGCGUCAUCCGGGCGCGACCUUGCAGCAGGCGCCGGCGGAGCCUCGGAGCGCAGGCUCCUGCGGCAGCUGCAGCCGGCGGAGCGGCCCGGUGCGAACCGACAGGGCGGCCGCGGGCUGCGGGAGGCGGCCGGGCCCGGACAGCACAUGAUUUGGGACUUACUCUUUGUGACAUGGAUGAAUCUGCACUGACCCUUGGCACAAUAGAUCUUUCUUACCUGCCAAAUUCAUCAGAAUACAAUGUUGGUCGAUGCAAGCAUGCAAGUGAGGAAUGGGGUGAGUGUGGAUUCAGACCUACUGUCUUCAGAUCGGCAACCUUAAAAUGGAAAGAAAGCCUCAUAAGCCGGAAAAGACCAUUUGUUGGAAGAUGUUGUUAUUCCUGUACUCCCCAGAGCUGGGAUAAGUUUUUCAACUCCAGUAUUCCGUCUUUGGGUUUGCGGAAUGUUAUUUAUAUCAAUGAAACUCACACAAGGCACCGCGGAUGGCUUGCGAGACGUCUUUCUUACGUGCUUUUUGUUCAAGAGCGAGAUGUCCAUAAAGGCAUGUUUGCCACCAAUCUGACUGAAAAUGUACUGAACAGCAGUAGAGUACAAGAGGCAAUUGCAGAAGUAGCUGCUGAAUUAAACUCUGAUGGUUCUGCUCAACAGCAAUUAAAGGCCAUCAAUAAAGUGAAAAAGAAAGCAAAAAGGAUCCUUCAAGAAAUGGUUGCCACUGUCUCACCAGCAAUGAUCAGACUGACUGGAUGGGUGCUGCUCAAACUGUUUAACAGCUUCUUUUGGAAUAUUCAGAUUCACAAGGGUCAACUUGAAAUGGUUAAAGCUGCAACUGAGACGAAUUUGCCGCUUAUAUUUCUACCAGUUCAUAGAUCACAUAUUGACUAUCUACUGCUCACUUUCAUUCUCUUCUGCCAUAACAUCAAAGCACCAUAUAUCGCUUCAGGCAAUAAUCUCAACAUUCCCAUCUUCAGCACAUUGAUCCAUAAGCUUGGGGGCUUUUUCAUACGACGGAGGCUAGAUGAAACGCCAGAUGGACGGAAGGAUGUUCUCUACAGAGCUUUGCUCAAUGGGCAUAUAGUUGAACUCCUUCGACAGCAGCAGUUCUUAGAGAUUUUUCUGGAAGGCACACGUUCCAGGAGUGGAAAAACCUCCUGUGCUCGGGCAGGACUUUUGUCCGUUGUGGUAGAUACUCUGUCUACCAAUACCAUCCCAGACAUCUUGAUAAUACCCGUUGGCAUCUCCUAUGAUCGUAUUAUUGAAGGUCAUUACAAUGGCGAGCAACUGGGAAAACCUAAGAAGAAUGAAAGCCUUUGGAGUGUGGCUAGAGGUGUUAUCAGAAUGUUACGAAAAAACUAUGGGUGUGUCAGAGUGGAUUUUGCACAACCGUUUUCCUUAAAGGAAUAUUUAGAAAGUCAAAGUCAGAAGCCUGUGUCUGCUCCACUUUCUCUGGAGCAAGCAUUGUUACCAGCUAUACUUCCCUCUAGACCCAGUGACGAUGCUGAUGAAGGUACAGACACACCCGUUAAUGAGUCCAGGAAUGCCACAGAUGGAUCCACCCGAAGAGGACUCAUUUCCAGUCUAGCUGAGCACAUUCUCUUCACUGCCAGCAAAUCCUGUGCCAUUAUGUCAACACACAUCGUGGCCUGCCUGCUUCUCUACAGACACAGGCAGGGAAUUGAUUUUUCCACAUUGGUGGAGGACUUCUUUGUAAUGAAAGAGGAAGUCCUGGCUCGUGAUUUUGACCUGGGGUUCUCAGGAAAUUCAGAAGAUGUAGUCAUGCAUGCCAUACAGCUGCUGGGAAAUUGUGUCACAAUCACCCACACCAGCAGGAAUGAUGAGUUUUUUAUUACUCCCAGCACAACUGUCCCAUCCGUCUUUGAACUCAACUUCUACAGCAAUGGGGUACUUCAUGUUUUUAUCAUGGAAGCCAUCAUAGCCUGCAGCCUUUAUGCGGUUCUGAACAAGAGGGGCUCUGGAGGGCCUGUGGGUUCAUCCCCGAGCCUGGUCAGCCAGGAGCAGCUGGUGCGGAAGGCCGCCAGCCUGUGCUACCUUCUCUCUAAUGAGGGCACCAUAUCUCUGCCCUGUCAGACAUUUUACCAAAUUUGCCAUGAGACAGUAGGAAGGUUUAUCCAAUAUGGCAUUCUUACAGUGGCAGAGCAAGACGAGCAGGAAGAUGUGAGUCCUGGUCUCGCCGAGCAGCAGUGGGACGAGAAGCUUCCUGAGCCUCUGUCUUGGAGAAGCGAUGAGGAAGAUGAAGACAGUGAUUUUGGGGAGGAGCAGCGGGAUUGCUGCCUGAAGGUGAGCCAAUCCAAGGAGCACCAGCAGUUCAUCACAUUCUUGCAGAACCUCCUGGGGCCUCUGCUGGAGGCUUACAGCUCUGCUGCCAUCUUCAUUCACAACUUCAACAGCCCUGUCCCAGAGCCUGAAUAUCUGCAGAAGCUGCACAAGUACCUGAUCACCAGAACAGAAAGAAGUGUUGCAGUGUAUGCUGAGAGUGCCACAUAUUGCCUUGUGAAGAAUGCUGUGAAAAUGUUUAAGGAUAUUGGGGUUUUCAAAGAGACCAAACAAAAGAGAGUGUCUGUUUUAGAACUCAGCAACACUUUUCUACCUCAGUGCAACCGGCAAAAGCUCCUGGAAUAUAUUCUGAGUUUUGUGGUGCUGUAGGUAACUCCUAGCACCCCUGGCAAGUGAGGGGCAUCGGAUGAGUCCCUCAUAGGCUCCAGCCUCUGGCUUGAGAGCUGAGGGUGCCGUCGUGUGGUCGGGCCUGGCCUGGCCUGAUGAGACCUCCUGGAAGACAAGUGCCUUCUCCCUUCCGUGGAGCUGUGAUCACCCCAAGACUGAGAUGAUGUGACAGCCUACAGAUCACACUCUGGGGGCCCAUCAGCCUCCAUUUGCAACUCAUAAUCAAUAGAUUACAAAAUGAAAUCUCAAAAAUUAUUUUGGAGUGUAUUAAAGAUUUACAUUUUAAGUAUAACUGUUAAGGACUAAUUACCAUGAUGGAUGCAAAAAUGUAGUUGUAUUCCAGAACUGAAUCUUGUAUACUUGAUGCUGAUAAGUAAUUCAUUGCAAUAUUUUCUUAUUAACGGUUAAUGCUUCCUUUAAAAAUAAUUGAGUCAUCUCUUCACUUUUUUUUUUUUCAGUUUUAUCUUUGUCAAUAAUAGUGACAUUUUAAAUGGAACACCUUUCAUCCCAAAGUGCUUUACAAAUGGGCUGAUAUGCACUACACCGAGGUACCACUGUGCUGUCUUUGGCAGUCAGAUUUGGAAAGUGUCUUAAGAGCUACAUGAAAACACAAUAUUAGUUUAGGUCAGGAAAAGAAAGAAUAUAAUCAGAUAGCUAAUGUCAGGAAAUAAAAUGUUGGGCCAGCAAAAUUCAAGGUAAACUCAGCCAGAAAACUGAGUCUGAAAACUUUUGCUCAUAUAAAAGUGCCAUUGAGUUUGAAGUGACCAGCAAGUAUUUAGGAAUAAUUCUUGUUUUAUGUCCAUACCCCUUCCCCACCACCUGAGGGUGGAGCUAUUUCGUGGAGAUCCACCACCCAGAUAGGACCUGUCCUCUGGCUGACCUUGGCCUGUGGCAUGAAGCAAGCAUCGGGUUCUCUGGCUGCAGGCUGCUGACCCAGGGCUCUCAGGUACUGCGUUCAGGUUGUGCACUGCGCCUGGUUCUGGGCAACAGACACUCAGGUUGUAGUGUCAAUCUGGGCAGAAUAUGUGGUAGCCCUACUGACUGGUAAAUGUUUGGAGGCAUUUAUGGACUUGUGAUUUUGAGGAAAAACCAUGGUUCUUUAAAAAUGUAUGUGGGUUAUAUGCCUAACCCCUGAUGUGACAGAGUGGCAAAUAAUUAUGAAAAAUUAUCUGUUCCUCAAGGGUAGAUGCCCUUUUGUGAGCAGGGAGUAUAAUUAUAAAUUAAUCAUGGUAAUUAUGGUGAUUUCUUAAAGAUCAUAUGAUAUUAAAAUAUUUUCUAAUAGCUUACUGUCCCCUCUGUCCAUGGUGUUACGGAAUUAGGAAUUUUUCUGCAGAAUAUUAUAUAUAGCCUUUGAAUUUAAUAUAAAAGUACUGAGAAUUAAGUUUGUACACUCAUAAGCUUGGAUUUUAAACACUAAUAGUAUCUCAUGGAUAUUCAGUACGUGUUGGGAGAAGAAAUCGUAUUGAUUCUUCACAAUGUAUGAAAUAUCAUGUUGGAAACUCAGCAUAAGGCUGUGCUCUGCAAUCUUCCACUCUUCUUAAAUUCUGCAUCGAAAAAUAUACCUUUUCUUUUUGGAGACUCAUGUACUGCUAAGCCAUCGUCAAUGUUGUAGAGGCUCUGGUGUGGAGUCGACCUUGACCUUGCAGCAUUCCCCUUGAUUACCCUUCUGCUGGGAUAGAACACCUCUUUUGGCUGGGGCUCUGAGUUUGGGGCUACACCAGAAGAGGUUUUUUUGUCCCCUUGGGUGGUCCUUAUCCAGGCAAGCAGACAUUUCACUUGUCUCUUUCAUUCAUCCUCAAUUAUAGAUCAAGGGUCACUCCAACUCUUAGUUAUCUGGAAAGGAAGGUGGGGACUGACUUCCUAGCGGAUCCUGCUGCCCUGCCCAUGGCAUCUGCUAACAGCAGCUGCCCUGCUGGCCUGAGCAGGGAACAGCCACUUCUCCAGCUUUAUUUUCCCUUUCAGUUGGUUUGUUUUCUAAAAAACUAAUCAAAUGCUUUGGGGAAUGCAGUGUAUGAUUUGCUAGCUCUCUCAACAUUUAACUCACUGUGAGAACAAAUAUGCAUGCUUUUUGUAAUUAAUUGGUGCUUUGAAAACCUUUUACAGGGGAAGAAAAAUCUCAACCAAAGUUAUGCUCAUCCAGACAAGCUGACCCUUGAGUUAAUUUCAGCACAACUCAUUCUCCAGUGCCUCAUUUCUAAAAAAAAAGUGCAUCAUCACAGCAAGGCUUCCAAAUAGCACUAUUUUGCUUAAAUAUUUAUUUUCAUUGUUUUCUAAAAGCAAAUGGCUUCCAUUAAGAUUAAAUAAACUAGGUGCUUGUAAAUAACUUAUUACAGUUUACUGCAUUUCUAUAAAACUGAAAUGCACGCCCUCCAAGGGAAGACUGUGAGUCAAGUUAAAAAACAAACAAAACCCAAUAACUAGCAAUAUGAAAUCACACUCUUUCAAAAUGAGAAAAUCCUAAGGGAUUUCAGAAUAGAGGAAGGAAUUUUUAUUCUCUUAAAUUUAAGAGAAUCAAAGGGAAAGAUCUAGUGGGAAAUGUGUAGAACUAGUAGCAGGAAGUACUGAGUCUUCCUUCUCAGAUCUGUUAAAUCUCUGGAAGUGGGGAGGAUGAGUGUAGAAAACACAUCAGGGAUUACAAUGAAUAUAAACUAUUUCUGUGGAAUUUCCAGUCAUCUAAAGGGGAAAAGUGUUUCCCAUAGUUCUCCAUAUAGUAAGUGCUUUGUGAGAUGUUCAUAGGUGUUUUGUAGAUUAAAUAGAGCUGGAAAAAUAAAUUUGUACAUGGAUCCUCCCUCUUUCCUAGAAACUUAGAGUGCCCUUUGGCGUGGUAAGGGCUCAGGGUCUGCCAGGACCAAGCCUGUCUAACCCAGCAUUUCCAAACUUGUGACUCCAGGACCACUUUUCCCUAUGGGACACCUGUGAACUUCUCACUGGUAGCCCAUGGAACACAUUUUAGGAAACACUAUGGUAGGUAAUUCUCUUAGGGGACAAAGCAGUAACAGAUGGCAGAAUCCACAUGCAUUUUGGAUGAUCAAAGGUUACAUUGAAUGGAUGUGUGUUUCCUUCCCUGGAGACAGUAAGCACAGAAAACCAUCAUACAGGGGCUCAGGGCGCUUUCCUUUGAUGGAAAGACCAGCUGUCAAUGACCCUGGGUUUUUCACUGAAAGUAGUAAAGUUAACAUAAGGAUUAAUUGGGGUAAAUAACUAAGAUUUUAGUUUAGAUCUAGAAGAAAAUAUUGCACAAUUGAAUGCAAGUUUUUAUCUAUAGGUAGUUCUAGCAUUUAGAAAUGGUAGAACCUAUCACUGAAGUUUCUAAGACUGAAUUUGGAUGUAAAUCUGUUUUUUAAAACACUUUUUAGGAACUUGCGACUUGGCAUUUGGCAUUUUAGUUUAAUACAAACUAAUGAUUGCAUUUGAAAGAGACUUGACUUUAUUUCUAAAUAUCUGAAGCUCUGAAUGCCUUGAUGGAAGGUGUUGAACUGUUUUCCUGUUGUACAGAGAAACAUUAAGUUGUUAUAAAAAGAAUUAUUAUAAAGUACUGUGAUAAUAAUACUGCGUGAUUUUGUGAGUGAAACUUACUUGGAAAUGUUGACUGAUUUUUAUGCCUGUUAAUGUAUUGUAAGAAGCACAGAAGUGUAGUUUUAUGUUAAUAAACCAAAAAAUGAAUAUA